CAGCGUAAACACUGAGCCGCGGCUAACUCUGCGCCUGACCCCCAGGAGAAACCUGGAUGUCGGCGAAGAGGCGAUGGGAUUGAUUGGAUAUUUUCCGCUGCAUUACCGUGACAGAUUCGCCUGUUUUAUUAUAAGAUUCUAGUCGCCCGGGAGCAACAUUAGCCAGCUCUCGUUUCGAGACAAAGCCGACGGGCUAACUAGCUUAGCUUCGGUUCACUGCGAAGGUAUGAAUUCUCUGGUUGGUUACGGAGUGUCCUCGGAAUCUGACAGCGACGGGGAUGGAAGCACCGGUGGAGUUGGCUCUGCUCAGGAGGCAACAUCGGUCAACAAGACCCGCAAUUUCUUGCUAGAGUCUGGCUCAGCCUCCAGUGAUUCAGGCAGUGAAUCCGAGAAAGAGGAUCCAGAGCCAGCGCAGCCCCUGACACCAGCGUCGUCUGCAGCCUGUCAGCCCACCCCGCCUGCACCCUCCCGGGGUUCACUCACCUCUAAUAAACUACCGCCUCCUCCCCUGAAUGCCGGCUCCGACAGCAGUGUGUUUGCCAACCCUUUCAAGGCCCAGGCGGACCAGAAGCUCAGCGCCCUGCAGAAGCAUGUCCCCCUGACGAUGCAGGCCAAACCCUCCCAGAUAGGGGGUAAAAGGAUGUGUGUGUCUUACAGGAAAGAUGGAAGGUGCAGGUUUGGGAUCAAAUGCAAGUUUGCUCAUGACAGUGACCUCCAGACCCCAGUCACCCCCACUGACUGCCAUCCACCCGUGAGUGACGAGGCACCAGCUACAGAACGGGUUGAGCCCCUUGCGGGUGGCUCCUGUGGUGCAGGAUCCCAGAACCUGACAGAGGAGGAAGAAUCAGGAGGGCGGCAAGUGAAGAAGAGGAGGGUUGGACUGAGUAACACCUUGAUUCCUCCUAAACGAGCUAUGAAGCAGUACGCCCUGCACAGGGACAGAGAGCGGAUCAACAUGUCUUGAUGGAUGCUUUCUGAACUGUAUUGCGGGUGAAAUAUGUUGUGUGUGUGUAUGUGUGUCGGUAGAAGUUGUUUAGUGUCCACUGUAGGAUUAGUGGAAAACUCAGGUCUAUGGAUAAAUUUUUAUCAGGCGGCAACAAAAAUUUUUAUUCCCCACAUUCACAGUUGAUGAACCAUUUGUGUUGUGGACAGAGGGAGCUGGGGAUUGAACCACCAACCUUGCUAUUGAUGGCUGACCCCUCCACCACCUAACCUGUAGCUGCCCCAGUCGAAUGGAAAGAAAGAUUGCGUGUGAUGCGUUGGGUUUUCCCGCCAAAAUUAUGUUCUCAGAUAGUCAAUGAAAACACUUUGGAUAAAUGUGAAGACAUUUAUUUACAUCAUAUAAAUGAACAGCUUUUGUGUUUGCGCUACCACACAUCCUAUAUCACAGAUCAGAGAGGUGAUGAUUUAGUAUUGACAUACAGUGUGUUCCAAAGUCUCGACAUUGCCUUGCUUAUCAAAUUAAGGAGGCUUCAAAGGCUAUGGGCCACAUUUUGAGUUUAAUUGUCUAAAUCCUUGACUGUGCGUGCUGGUUUAAGUGGGAUUUAAAAUGUCCAAGGCCAGCAUUGGCUGCCUACAGUGACCUAAGACUCUAGUGAGCAGUACAUACAUUGUACGAGUUGUUAUUCCCUCCAAGUCAACCAACAGCAGGUCUUAACGAACAGCUGCACAAAUAUCAUUGAAACAGAUUUAA
This is a messenger RNA of Xiphias gladius (swordfish), 1693 nucleotides long. RefSeq lists its product as uncharacterized. The transcript has 2 exons. Gene Ontology annotation, molecular function: metal ion binding. Bases 227 to 964 code for a protein of 245 amino acids. The record is from RefSeq and is a predicted model, not a curated record. Lineage: Eukaryota; Metazoa; Chordata; Actinopteri; Istiophoriformes; Xiphiidae.